AUGGGGUGUGGUGCAUCGAGUGUGGAGCCGCAGAAAACUCCUCUCGUCCAAUCCCGUCGUAUGACCAGAGAUGACACGCAGUUAAGCAAAGUCCCUGUGAGCAAGGGGGACAUGAACCGCAUGGCUCGGAAUGAGUCCACGACCACUGAUGAUCCUAAACCUACUGACCAGGAUGACUUCUGUAGAAUAAUAGGCCGUGCAGUGCAUGAGCUGCACAUGCGGCAGCGCGGUGGACCCACAGCACUUGACGCGGAUGAGACAGAGGCUAUGUUACUGCUCUCGCGGGAGCUGGACAACAUGCGUGCGAUGCUCAGGUCGAAGAAUGUGACUGCGUUAGGGACGUGGCAGCUGAUUGAGAAGCAGGGUGAUAUGGACCGCUUUGCCCAGGAGAUGUACAAGGACAUGUUAUCUAAGAGCCCGAGAACGGUGGCACUGUUUUAUGGUGUUGAAAUGGGUGAGCAGGCGAUUACGUUUAGCAGGAUGCUUGCAACGGCUAUUUAUCUAUACGAGAAGCCAGACGUGGCGCAACAAAUACUCACAUCAGUGGGGGCACGUCAUCGUGCAUAUGGUGUUACAAUGGAACACUAUAAACUGAUGCGGGAUUCCUUUUUUGAAGUAUUUCCACGGUUUGUAAGCAAGAGUGUAUUUGAGGGGUCUCAGAAUGAAUGGAUGGGUUUCUGGUCAACGCUACUGGAAUCUGUUGAGCGUGGCAGUGAAAGUGCCCGCGGGGAAAGGUAUGGAAAGAUCCAUGAAAGUGAGACUGUGAAACGCUUACAGGAGGAAUUUGAACUUAUUUGCGAACGUCAGAAGGGGCUUGAGGUGCCUAAACGUUUUGUUGGUGUUAUGUAUGCCAAGGCUAUUGACAUGAACAGUAGUUUGGCUGUUUUUGAUGCCCUCAAGGAUCUUCGUUCUGGUCGGCGUAUAUUCCAGUCUAUAACUGAUAUUAUCACUGGCCUGGAUGAUGAGGAGAAGAUGAAAGAGUACCUGCUGGAGCUGGGUGCCCGGCAUGUGGCGUACAAUGUCACAACCGAACAGAUGCGGAUGUUCACUGAACCCUUUAUUUACGCGUGCCGUCACUUUCUUGAAAAUGAAUGGAAUGUGGCGAUGGAGUCCCGCUUCAUGUGGGCGUGGGAAUUCAUGUUGAAAUGGCUUUCAUCUGGAAUGGAAGGGAAUCUCAAGAGUAUGGAGAGCACACGAGCCCCCAACGGCGCGGAACCUUUUUGUCUGCUUUUUGUCGACAUUGAGGGAAGCACGCAGCUGUGGGCGAGAGAUGCACAGUUGAUGGAACUGGCAGUCAAAAAAUACCAUCGCAUUCUGCGUUCUAUCAUUGCUCUUUACAACGCAUACGAGGUGAAGACAAUUAGAGAUUGUCUUAUGAUUGCGUGUCAGGACGUAUAUGUGGGUCUUCAGAUAGCCCUCUCGGCUCAGAUGGAGCUAAUGCGCGCAGCCCCCAUAACGCCUGGGUUCAAAAUGCUUGAGCAAACAGAGGGUGGCGGUGAUCCUUCCUGUUGGCGU
This is a messenger RNA of Trypanosoma theileri, 1515 nucleotides long. Its product is annotated as adenylate cyclase-like protein. Gene Ontology annotation, biological process: intracellular signal transduction; cyclic nucleotide biosynthetic process. Gene Ontology annotation, molecular function: heme binding; oxygen binding. Lineage: Eukaryota; Euglenozoa; Kinetoplastea; Trypanosomatida; Trypanosomatidae. The record is from RefSeq and is a predicted model, not a curated record. The annotation marks the transcript as partial. The transcript has a single exon.